Molecule: messenger RNA, 13447 nt
Organism: Chilo suppressalis (striped riceborer)
Lineage: Eukaryota; Metazoa; Arthropoda; Insecta; Lepidoptera; Crambidae
Source: the annotation of a GenBank genome assembly
CAACUGGCAACAUUAAUGGUAGUUUAUGGUAGUUUUCUUUUCUACCUCUAUCAAUUGAGCGAAUUGAUGCUUUUAUCAACAAGAAGAAACAUUUUUGAUCAGCAUUUAGUUUUUUAAACAGUGUUUCGUUACAUGAACAUUAAUUUCUAAUAGCGGUUUCAUAUCGGUGAUUAUAAUGUGCAUGUGUUCUGUGUUCGAGAAGGCCCACAUAGCUGUACAACAUGUCGGAAGAAAUUGAUUUGAACACAAACAACCUCUGUACAACUGAAGACGCGUUUGAAAAAUUUCAAUCAGUUUCGAUGUACGAAGAAGAUGAAUUCAUUACAUUAUCAGAUAUAGUUUCACCGCGUCCAACAACAUCUGAACUAGCGAUAGAUCUUAAUGAUAUACCAUACGAAAAUGAGAUUGAGUUGGAAUCGCAACUGGAGGAGCAAGUUCCAGAAGUAAACAGUACAAUUGAGCUUGGUUCUGAAGAGAACAAAAAUGUUUCAGAAUACUCCCAUGUGCCAGAGGAAACUUUAAUCAAAGAUAGUUCAAUAAUUGUUACUGAAUCGAAACCCAAAAGAGGAAGAAAAAAGAAAACUCAACAGAGUGAAUCGAUUUUGACAGUGAAUCAAACCCAGAAUGAACAGAGCUGUGACCAACAGAGCAUUUUUGUGCAGGAUGAUAAAAAUUGUGAUCCCUCUGCACCCGUGCCGAAAAGACGUGGUAGGAAACCUAAGCAGAAUGUUACAAAAUUUAUUAAUUAUAAUUCCAAGACUAAAGCAUCUUUGCAGCAUACCAACAUCUUAGAUGACAAUACAGAGGUAAUGCCUGAAUCUCUAUCAUCCACUAUACCACCAAAUAGUGGAUCUGAGAAUGAAAACACUUCUGUAGCCCUAAUUUCAAGGAGACGACCAGGUAGACCUAGGAAACGACAGGUAAACAUUACACCUCCAGAACAACAAAUGACGGUUGAUAGUAAUACUGAACUAAAUGUCAGUGAUAUUAAAGAAGAAAGUUGUCUUAAUAUUUCUGAUGAAAGUAUUUUGUUGAGUAAAAAUCGAAGAAAGGGAAGACGUGUGUCUGCAAAAAAUACUUGUCAAGAAGAUCUAGGAAAUGUAACUAUUGAACCUACUUCAGAGCAGUCUGUGGAACAAAUAGCAAACAAUAAUGUAGAAGAACCAAUAAAACGAAAAAAGAGUCCCAAAAAACGUAGAAAGAUUAGAAAACACCAGGAGGGAGAUACUACUCCAAAUGAUUUAGCUAAGGCUGAGAUUGCAACAGCAUUAUCAGAAGAUGAAGACGAUUUAGCUGAUGAUAUUUGCCUCAGUAAAUUAAAAGAAACAUUUGAGCCAAAUGAUUCUGCUAAUUUACCGAACAAUGUGCUUGAAACAGAAGAAGUUGUAAAAGAAAAAUUAGGAGAGAUUGUAAAAGAAGAAACAGAAGAAAUGGUAAAAGAAGAAACAGAAGAAAUUGAAAAAGUAAAAACAGAAGAAUUUGUCAAAGAAGAAACCUUAACAACAGAAUCUACUCCUAUUAAUAAUUCUGAUAUAACAACUACAGCUGAUAUAGAAUUGAAUGUUGAAGGUGGUGACAAAGUUGUGAAAAAUGAAAUGGAUAUUAAUGAGAUACAAAAUAAAGAAGAUUUAAACGACUCAUUGCUUAUUGAAGACACAACAAAAAGACCUAUGCGAAGGAAAGCACGAAAGACUUUCCAUUAUGAACAGGAUUCGGAUGAGGAUCCAUUUGCCAAUGUUGAGCUGUCAGAUGACGAUGAACCUAAAAAAGGUAAAAAAGGUGGAAAAUAUUAUUCGGAUGAUGAAUACAUUCCAGGAGGUUCAAAACGUGGUCCUAUCAGUUCAUCUGAAUGCACAGAUAGUGAUAUUGAUGCAGAAGUAGAUGAAUUGAUCACAAAACAGAGAAGAAAGAAACAGAGAUUGAAUAGUUCAAUGGAAGGUAGCCCUAAAAAACGUGGUAGAAAACCUAAGUAUGAAAAACAAAGCAAUGAUAAAAAGCCGUCUUUAGAAGUAGAAACAAUAACACCAGAGGCAUCUUUCUCACAGGAAGGGGAUGACAUUGAAAUAUGCUUGCAGUCUUCACUAAUUAAAGCGAGUGAUGACUCAAAACAAAAUAUGUGGGGCAAAUCAAACGAAUUUGAGAAUUUCAUUGCUAAAAGAAUUCAAGGUACAGAUAUUAAGAUCAAAAAAGCAUCUAUGGUGCAACCUCUGGAAAUACCAGUUAUAGAUCCUAAUGAUGUCAAAAAGACUGUUGAAACUAGUAUGCAGACUACACAGAUCAAAACUGCUUCUGUAGAAGUUCAAACAUCAGCACCUCACGAUAUUCCCAUGAAAGAUAAUGUUCCAUUAACUUCAGAGCAAGCGGAAAAGGCUUGUGAAUUCUUAAAAGGGAUAGUAAAAACUACUGCUGAAUUAGGUGAAUUGAUGACUAAAAAAUCAGAGGAUUUUAUUACUAAGAAAAUUAAUACAGCACAUGUUACUGAUACAUUUAAAAUGGACUAUUGUGUACGUAAAUCUUUCUUGUUAUUUAAACUAGCUAAACAUAAUUUAAUGCAAAUGGAAGAAGAUUUAUCUAAACAGUAUGAUCAAUUUUUAAAUGAAAAUAAUUUGAUGCAGUAUAGAGAAAAGCCCAAAGUUAUAACAGCUACUAAAAAACCUGAUGAUAAUGACAGUGAUUGUGAAAUAAUUGAGGCACCUAUAGUUGCUCCAGCAAAACAAAACAAAGGUAACAGUAAACCAAAGUUUAAUCCCAAAACAGUGUUUCUGAAUAAAGAAUUAUCUAUCAAGAUUGCCAAAAAACCAUCAGAUGAAAAAAAACUUCAAAUAAAGGGCCGACAUACUGUUUGGAUUAAUGAUUCAGUAAUGGUAAAAAAAGUUAAACCUACGCAGUCUUUUUUAGCCCAGGACAGCCGAAAUAAAAAACCUCCUGAUUAUGUAACAAUAGAAAUGGUUAAUAGUUUUUUCAAGAAGUAUCAACGUAAGCAAGCUUUGAUAACUUGUGCUCCAUUUAUAACCACUGAGUGGCUGUCUUUUAAUAGACAAUUUGUAUGCAGUUAUUUUUUUACAAAAACUGAAGGUUUUCCAACUAGUUCUGUUCCUGAAAUGCCCACUGAAAGAGAAUUGGAUACAAAUACAGAAACCAUGUCUACUAGCACAAAAAAUAUAUGCUGUCAGCGAUCAAAUAUAGAAAAUAAGGUAUAUUGCCCGAGAUCAUUAUUUUCUCUGUGUGCUCAAAUAAUGCAAAAUCAAUUGGUAAUGUCUACUCCUAAGCCUUGUAAGAAAACAGUUGAUCUAUAUUCUUCAUCAAGAGUUACAAAUGAACUAAACUUCAAGAAAUUUAAAAUAGUCGGAAAUUGUCUCGAUGUAAAUGUUUUGCCUUUAAAAACUUUGUGUUUUGAGAGCAUUACUAAAUUUAUGGGAAUCCUUACAUGUAAUGCUCAGGUAGAAAGUAAUGUGAUAAGUCCAUGCUUUAAACCAAAUGUUGAAAUUACUGGAUCUAAAUUAUGUUAUGUAAACAAGGUUCCUUCUCAAGAUGUUGAAUCACUUUUUUCGUUAUGUCUUACAUUUGUACAGAACCAAUUCUUCACCAAGAAGCAGAUUGAAUCACCUACCUGUAUUAAACACACAAUACAAAAAAAUAGAAGUUGUCCAAAGACUCUUAAAAAUAUUACUUUCAAAUUCAUAUCUAAUAUAAUUAAUGAGAAUAAUCCUAAACUUACUGAUAUUACAACAGUCAAGACAUUAUCUUGUCUUUGUUUUGAAGUAGUAACAAAAUAUUUUUCUGAUAUAGAAGGACAAACUCCCAAAGAAAGUUUAACUAUAAAUUCCAUUAAUAGAUUAACUGAGGAAGCCUAUUUUAAUAUGGAAGAACCCACAGAUUUGACUGAUAAUAUAGACUAUUAUGCAGAUGAUGAUACCAAUUUUUAUGAAGAUGAAACAGAAGACAAUGAUUUCAAUAAUUUUGAUGAAAUCAAUGACACUGAAGAUAAUAAUUGGAUAUCACAACUGGAAAUGAAGGAGCUUAGGUCUAUUCCAAGUAAAGUUAUAGAAACCACUAGACCUAUAGAAGAAGAGAACGCAAUGCCUGUAGUUGAAGAAGCAACAGUAGCUAGAAUCAAAAUUGAACCAGAAGAGGAACCUGAACAAAUUGUAAACUCUUUAAUAAAAACCGAGCCAUUGCAUAAUCUUGAUGAGAUGACAGUUAUACCAGAAAGUUUUAUGACAAAUUCGUUAUCUAAUGAAAACGAUUUAUGUAAUGAUCAAGCUCGAAGAAAAGAUAGCGCCAGUUAUGAUGUUGAGUCAUUUGAAACUUUCGUAAAAUCCAAUAAACUUAUGAGAGCUUUCAAUGAGCAGGACGAUGCUUCUGAAGUUUACAGUCAGAGCGCUUCUCGAAUUCGGAGGCAAUUUGAGCCUGAUUGGGAGCCAGAGAACGAUAUGGCUAUGAGUUUGUUAGUUCCACAAACUUUUGAACCAUUGCACAUUGAAAAUGCUAAAGAUAGGUUAAUGGAAAGCAGUGGUGAUGAAAGCAACAAUACCAAAAAACCUGCUAAUAAGAAAAAAACAGAUAAGCGUAAAGCAAAAGUAAAAAAAGUGGAUUCAAAAUCUGACAAACAAACAUUACUAGAAAAGAGUACACCAAAAGAAAUCCCAAAAGAGAAACAGCCAGUUUCUCAAGAAAUCGCUGUUUUAACAAGAAGAAUGCGAGAAAAAAUAAGACAAGAAGAAAAAAAGAUUGCAUCAUCUGAUUCAGAAACUGAAAGUGGUAAAACAAUAUCAAAGAAAGCUAAAGAAAUUGACUCUCUUGUAUCAAAGAAAACAAAAGAAAUAGUAAAAGAUGUUAGUAAGGUGAAACAAAAAAGCACUAAACUCACUGAUGAGGAAAUUCAGUGCAACAAUGUUGAUUCAACUGAACAAGUAACUGAGCAAAUGAAGUGUUAUUCUCCAGAUCCAAACAGUAAUCAGUUUACUGGAUUUAGCGCAGUAGACCAGAAUGAAGUAUUUAAUUACCAAAAGUACAUAAAGUACGUUUACGACAAAAUUCUGCCAACAGUAAAUGAUGAUGAGAAACGCGCGCCAGAAACCGAUCAACCUAUUAUUAACCCUAAUGAACCUGUCGAGUUAUUAGAAUGUGAACCUACCAUGCCAGUGUUUAAUAUGCAGGAAACCAUAAGCCCAGAAAAAGCCCCUAAUAAAGAAGUCAUUAAUAAAAAAAGUGCCGAAGCAGAAGACAUCCCUUCUGUUGAUAUUAAUGACAAACCUCUGCCGUAUAAGCUGCGUCACGGAUGGCAAUGUUAUCCUUUGCAGACAGAUGAUACGAAACUGUACCAGGCUGCUCAGAUAGUUCUAGAAAAACUGCCUGAAUCUUUUGUAAAUACAUACUUUGCUUAUCAAAAUAUAUCUAAUAAGGACAAAGAAGACGAAGAAGUCGACAGACUUAUUAAUCUUCAAAGUCUAAAUAGACCUGUUGCAAAAGAAGGUAGAUGCAGAGGAAGACCAAAGAAGCUUAAACCGCCAGAUCAAACUUUGGAUAAAAUCAAAUCCGAAAAUGAUGACUCAAGACCAGUAUCGCCGGUACAUUCUGAGCAUUAUCAAGAGCUUACGCCUUCAGAAGAUGAAAACGUCGGUGAUGAUGUACCCAGCCCUCCUAAGAAAAGAAAUGCUACAGAAAAUUCCUUAGCUAAAAGUUCUCUUAUGGAUGAUAAUGACAGCGAAGAUGAAUCCAAUGUUAAAAUCAAGAAAGAACUGACUGAAGAAGCUGCAAAUGAAUCUAAACUUAUUAAAAAAAGUAAACCUGGACCAAAAUCUAAAUGUAAGCCGGCAGAACCCAUUGAUUCAGAAUCAAUGAUGCUGACUGCUGACAAGAUGAUGAAUAGAGAGCUGAAUCUUCUCCAUGCACCCAUUGUGCUUGAUGAGGAACCACAGAAAACUCAGAGCAAAGGCCCUGUCACCAGAAAUAAACAGCAUAAAGGCAUGCACAAAUCUUCAAACACUAAACGCAAUAAGGAUGAGGAGGGUGGUUCUUCAUCAGAAGAGGAGAAGCAUCAAUGGUUCACAAUCAAAGAGAAGUUACUCAAAAAGAUGAUCAACAAAAAAGACACAACACGGGAGGACGACGCAAAACGUGCUAAACUCGUUAGCGAAUUCAUAGAGAGACGAGGCGAUCUGGCCGAGCACUACUUGAAGCGACGCAAGGUCCGCGGCCGCCGCUCUACUAAGAAAAUGCUGGAACGACAGAAGCAAUUGAGGGUGUUAUCUCAGGAGCUUUUUGGCGGUGCCUCUAAUGACGCUUCACACACAGGCAAAGGAAGAAAUAGUUCAUACUUCAAAGGAAGACGGAAUAUUAGAAAAGUUCUGGAUAAGAAAUCAUUGGCUAAAAGCACCGUCUUAGCAAAUAUGGAGGAGUUUGAGAGAAAACGUCGACUUAACAUAAGACAAAACAAAUUGAGGGAAAUCCUAGGAUACGAGGAGGGCGUGAAUGUUCUAGUCAUUAACGAUGAAGUGUGCCUUGAGUACGACUUCGAGCAACGCCUGCCCGUCGUCACCAUACACUCCUUCUUCACCAAAGUAAUGAAGGCCCAUCAGUAUGAAGGCGUGAAAUUCAUGUGGGACGCUUGCUUCGAGAGUUUGAACAGUAUAGAGAGUGGUCACCCGGGAGGCGGCUGCAUUCUAGCCCACUGUAUGGGACUUGGGAAGACGCUGCAAGUCCUGGCCUUAUUGCACACGGUACUGACGCACCCGCGCGUGGGGAUGCAACGGGUGCUCGUGUGUUGCCCGCUGUCCACUGUACUCAACUGGGUGGACGAGAUUCACAAGUGGAUCGGACCAGUCACCGACCAGAUUAAGGUAUUCGAACUCUCAAAGCUCAAGAAGACCUACGAACGCGCUUACCAACUAGAAGACUGGUACAAAGGUGGAGGGAUUUUUAUAAUCGGCUACGAAUUAUUCCGUAGUUUGACCACACUGGACCCUUUCUUAGACGACGUACGCCCAGUUAUUGUGAACAAGAUACGCAACGCUUUACUCGACCCAGGACCAGAUAUAAUCAUAUGCGAUGAAGGACAUUUACUUAAGAACGAUUCUUCAGUACUGGCAGUGGCUAUGAGCCGCGUACGCACCAGCAGAAGAAUAGUCUUAACAGGCACUCCGAUGCAGAAUAAUCUCAGGGAAUAUUAUUGCAUGGUCAACUUCGUGAAACCGAACUUGCUGGGAACAUAUGCCGAGUAUUCGAACAGAUUCGAAAACCCUAUAAUGAACGGUCAGCACAGAGACUCCAGAGAGGAAGACAUCAAAUUAAUGAAAGCUCGUACCCACAUUCUUCACAAAGUACUUGAAGGUUGCCUCCAGAGGCAAGAAGCUUCGGUCCUCUACCCUUACCUGCCAAAGAAACACGAGUACACCGUCUUCGUGUCGAUGUCCCAAUGCCAAUGGGAUCUGUACAAGCAUUACUUGCAGAACUGCACGAGCACUCAGAGCAAUAAGAGCAAUGUCCUCAAAGACUUUCACAUAUUGCAGAAGAUUUGGUCGCAUCCGCAAGUGCUGCACAACUUCUCGAGUAGGACCAGAGAUGAUUUGAAAACAAAAGUUAAAUUAGAGAAACUGGAGGACGACUUGGCCCGCGAGGAUCUUAAUGCGGAAGACAUAAAGCCCGCGUCCACUGAUACCUGGUGGCUGCAGUAUUUGGAAGGCGGCAACAUGUUGGACUCCCUGCACAGCUCCAACAAGUUCGUGACCGUGUUCCGGAUACUGGAGGAGUGCAUCGCGCUCGGCGAUAAACUGUUGAUAUUCUCCACUUCUUUGUUCACUAUGGACGCUUUGGAAUACUUCCUGAAGAAAAUAAAAGACUGGAGCCUUGGCAAGGAGUAUUACCGACUGGAUGGUUCCGUACCCGCCGAGGUGCGACAGAAGUGGUGUCGGGAGUUCAACUCCGACCAGAAUGUUAAUACAAAAUUGUUCCUAAUCUCAACGCGGGCCGGUUGCCUCGGGUUAAACAUGACUGCAGCUAAUCGCGUCAUAAUUCUGGACACCUCGUGGAACCCGGCGCACGACAUACAGAGCAUAUUCCGAGUCUACCGCUUCGGACAAAAGAAGGAUUGUUACAUAUACCGUCUAGUGGCAUUGGGCACGAUGGAACAGAAGAUAUACGAGCGGUCGGUGACGAAGCAAGCGGUCGCGUGUCGUGUAGUUGACGAACAACAGAUCGAUCGCCAUUAUAACAUGGCCGAUCUCACCGAACUUUAUAAGUACGACGACACUGGCUUAGGCGUAGCUAGCGGUGUCGCAGUGGGCGUACAAGACGUAGCUCUAUUACGGGUAGCUCGAGACACUAAUCUACAUGCCGUUCACGAGCAUGACUCUCUACUGCGAGGGUCUGGAGAACAGGGGCUGCCUGAGCACGAGCGCCACGCUGCUUGGCUGCAGUUCCAGCAGGAACAUGCCCAUAAGCAAAUGCAAGACGAACACGAUUACACUAAAACUGAUGGUGUGAAACCCCCCGUAAAAACCGAGAAAAGUGAAAAUAACGGCGCAGUCCCGGAGGUGAAAGCCGAACGACGGGGUAGACCCAGGAAGAACGGUCCAGUUGUAUCAUGUUAUAUACCAAUUGAGCCUCAACAGUCUCUUCAUACAAUGCCCAUAGACAAGAACAGAGAGGAGGAGCUAGUGGAAAAGAUCACCCAUAUGUUGAUCAAGCACAACUUCCACGUACGCCAGGAGCCUCAAGAAAUCGCGAAUUUGGUUUCUAACGUGCGCAGGAUCAUCGCCAAUGGCGUAUCUCCUUCUCAGAGCGGGUCAGAUGAUUUGUCCGGUAGUAUAGCCAGUUUGCUAUUACAGAACGAACUACCGAUGCCCCAACUCACGAAUAUUGUAUGCGAGUCUGUUAACAACACAAUUGCGACCGAACCUAGCGCCUCUUCGUCGUCCAGUGAGAUAUCGCAGCCGACCAUUUCUAUUGAGAAACCGCUGCCAAAACUGAGGAUCGGAAGACCCAAAGGCAAAAGGAAACCCAAUUUCGUUUACGAAGAAAUUAAACCGCGCGAGACAGAAAAAGUUGUAAAUGAAAGCAGCGGCAGAAAGAGAAGGCGCGCUGCCUUAGAAGCGGAGAAGAGUUUCGAUACCAUCACCGAUUCCAAUGUUGAUUUAGGAGAUGGAAGCGACACAGAAUUCAUUCCGGAAGGUAUUGUAGUGGCAGCCCCAACCGCUGAGGUUAUUGUUGACGAUAACAUAUCAGUUAAACAAGAACCAACAGACAAUCCAGUCAGAAAUAACCGCCGAGUUGCCGCGGAGGCUAACAGCAAAAAGGACUCGACGCAACCUAGCACAGUUAUCGAUAGUCAUUCAAAGAUUUUGCACGAUCAAGUGAACAGUAUACUUUUGAGUGACGAUGAUGAACCGCCGAAGCGGAAGAGACCGGGCCCAGCGAGAAAAACUUUGGUUACGAAACCUCAAGAGACGGAGGCUAGUGAGACGAGUGAGAAACCGGUGCCGCUUCAUCCGUCGUUGCUUAGCAACCAGAACUUUAUUAAGAUCGUGGCUCAUACGUAUUUAACUGGAAACCCGAUGUUGGACGAAGAUGCUGCUACUCUAGCUGCGCAGUAUAGUACGCAGAAAGCUCUCAAAGAGUUUGAAUCGACUGGGAAGAAUAUUGAGAGUGGUCCGCUAUAUGAUAUAGCUGUUCAGGUAUUGGGUGUAGACAUUCUAAAAAAGUUACAAAGUUCAAAAGGUAACUCUGUCGCUAAACCAGUCCAAACACCUGUAGCAGUGGAAAAACUACCGGAACCUCGUAAAGUUUUACCUGUCGUGAAACCAAAGGAGGAGCCCAAGGAAACUCCUAAAGAAACGCCUAGAGAAAUUAUUCCAGAAACAAUUGCUGGCGCUCCUGCUAUAGUUGAUGUGGGAACUAAAAUGAAGUCGAUAAAGUUGAAAAUACGUAUGCCAACGGAAGGAUCGAAAGAUAAGCCGAUCGUUACGUUAUCGAAUAUGACGCCGCAAGCUAAGACUGCUGUCCAAACGCCAGCGAUUAUUGUUCCGACUUCUACUGUAAAGGGGAAGUCCCGGAUUCGUGUGAAGCCUGGCAUAUUGAAUUCUGUUCUACCAAAAUCUGUGCCACAACUACCGCCUAUGCCACAGUUAUUGCCAGCCCCGACAGCGAAUGUCGUACCUGUCGGAUUGUUCAAAGGUGCCGCGGAUAUUAACACGAACGAUACGCACCAAUCCGCAGACGAGUGCAUACUGCCCGAUGACGAUGACAUCCACAUUAUAUCAGACCCGGUACCUCAGCUCAAUAUCGCGCAAGAGUACCAACAGAGGCCAAUGAUUCCCGUCACGCCGAUUAGCGAGCCAGCUAAAUCCAUGCGAUACGUACUCGAAAUGCCAGUGAACAGCGUCCGAUCCGACAGCAGUACCGUUAAUGCAAACGAGCCUCGUAUGAACCAAUUCAAAAUACAAAUCCCUAAGAAUGCGGCCCACAAAGUUGUGAAAUUGCCCAGUAGGACGUCGAUCAAUACUGCGCCGGCGACAUCCGAAUCGAUUGUGUACAACACCAUCUCAUUGGACAGCGACGACGAUGACGAUUUGCCGAACGUUCCAUUAUCGCAAUUGUCUAAGGCCGCACCGCCAUCCGUGGUGCCUGUAUCGCUGACCGCCUCGAACUUAUUAAACGUCGGGUCCCAACCCUUGGUCCCAGUUUCGUUGACAACUGCUAAUUCGAUAAUUCAACACACGACAGACCUUACCAACGUCUUGAAUGUACCCGCAACCUCUGCGACGCGCGUUUCGCAAGGACAACCGCCGAAGGUCGUGAAUAAGAAAUACAUUGUGGUGCCUUCCUCGUCGCUGAAAUUGGCGGGUGCGGAUUUGCCUACUAAAGUAGUUCCUAUCGCUCUGAGUCGAGCGUCGACGGCCGUACCACAGAAUCCGACUUCCGUACCCGAAACUGAAUCCAUUUUGCCGGUCGCGACGCCUGAAAACGAUGUGACUGCUAAAAAGAAACUUACCAAAGGUGAUGUGUUCCGCGUCUACAAGUCCGGACAGGUGGAACUGUUAACAAGAAGGGACCAAACGCCUCCUGCGGAGAGACCCAAGCAGUCUUUGACUCCGGCAAAUAACAAAUCCAGUUCCGCCGUUCCUGCAACUAGUCAUUCCUCUCCGAACAGUUCACUCGCCCCGGUUGUUUCCACAGCUCCGGCCUCUACAGUCACUAUAGAUCUCGAAGAAAUAUCCAAACCGUCUAAGAAAAAAAGUAACAGUCAGGCAGUAGUAAAUAAAGAAUCGUGUUCCUCCAAUACUAAUGCCAGCAACAGUUCGACGUCGAGCAGUCCUUUCGAUCCUCUUUCGAUUUUACGAGAUGUCGUCCAUAUCGAAGCUGACGAUUAUACUGUAAAACGAACUUCAAACAUCGUCACUAAAGAAAAUAUUGUUAAAAAGAAAGACACCGUUGCUAGCACUAAAAUUGAAACAAUAUCAAGUAAAGCUCCAUUAAAAAAUAAUAAAAAAACCUACGGUUCUGUGAAUAAAGUACUAAGUCAUAAAGAUACGAAAACUAUAACGAAGGCUGAUGAUAAACAGACAAAAGGUCAAACUUCUUCAGCAACAUCUAAACCUAUCUUAAAUUUAGUUACACCGCCCAUAGCCAAAAAAAUCAUACCGUUGAAAAAGACUACAAAGAAAUCUGAAAUAUUUGUAGUAAAAGCUUCGGAUAAUAAGAAAAAGGUGCAUACUUUGAACAACACUGAGGAGACCGUUAUCGACAUUACGUGUUUGGACGAAGAACCUACGACAUCUACAGAUAAAAAUAAAACAAAAACGAAAAAGGUCACCGGUUCUACUCUAACAGGCAAUUCGAAAGAUAUCAUACUGUGUGGCAGUGGAAAAGCAAUAAAAAGAUCUUCAACUUCCACACGCUCCGUCGAAAUAGUUAAACAUGCAUCGGUUACUCCAGAACCCGCUCCGCCGGCGCCGUCACCGUCACCGAAGAAAAAAAAGACUGACAAACUAAUGACGUUAAAAGAUUUCGACAUCGACGAUAUUGACGACAUCAUUGAAUUAGACUAAAUAAAACAGCAAAUGCAGCAUUUUGCAACAUAACUGUAUAGCCUUUAAUAGGGGACUCUGAUUUAUUAUGAAUCAUCUUUUAGUUGUUGGAGUACAUUAUUAUAUCUCUCCUUUUUCGAAUGUGAUAAUUGUUUUUUUUUAUUUUUAUUUGUGCGGUUGUUUUGCGUCUCGAGAUGAAACGUGUGAUUAUAAAAAAUGUCUAUGAGUAUAUGAUUGCAGAGUAUAUUAUAUAGAUAAUAAUUAAGAUGUUAUGUAAGUAUUAUAAUAGUGUUACAAUUAGCAAUUGUAAUGCAACGGAAGUUGCGCUUGUGGUUUAAUCUAGGUGUAAAUGUAAACAGCGUCUUUUUAAUGUAUUAUUGUCAGUCUUGAUGGUACUAAUGAGAUCAAAAUUGUGACGGUUUACAGAAUAAUUUCAUAAAUAAAAGUUCUGGAGCGUGAUUUUUGGUUUUUGAUAGCAUUUAAGUGUAAUUGUGACGUAAAAUAAUGAGAAAAAGUGUCAUCAAGCGUUUAUAUUACUUUAGCGUUUAAGUUAAAACAAACGCAAACCAGGUAGAAUAACUGAGGGCUAUUAUGGAGAUAGUCUAGUUUUGCACUGUAACCCCCUUAUUAAAAAACGCAGAAUAAACUUGGAUUAGUUAAUCCAUGUUUUGUCUUUGUUCGUUGAAUGACAUGAACAAAACACGGCGUAACUAGUCUAACCUUAUUCCUUGUUAAUUAAUAACAAUUUUAAUUCAUAUUUUUUGGUGAAAAGUUGCAUAAUCAUCCCAUAUCAGUUCGAUUUUAUUUUGUUAUUUUUCUUUAAUUUAAAAUAAUAUUCACACUCGCAGAAUCGUGAUACAAUAUUAUAAUAUUAAUUUUAUUAUUACUGCUAUUUUAUUUGCUUGUGCGAAUAUUAAUAUUAGGUAUGUAAAAUUAUGUGCACAAUUAUAUGACCACACUCACUACAAAAUGAAUAAUACACAUAGGUAAUUUAUUUGUUUGUAUUUAUCAAUAGGGUAGCUUACAAAAAACGUUAUUAUAAUUACAAAUUUAAAUAAACUCUGUAUUUCAAUGUCACAAGUGAUGGUUUAAAAUUAGUACAUCAACAUAACGGAAUCUCCACGAUAUGUUAUUAGGAAAUUGGAGAUUUUUGAAUUUUAGUAAAGUAUUUUAAGCUUUUCUCCGCUUAUUUAAAGCUGCGUUAUGCAACGAAGACACAAUGUUUAUAGGGAAGAAGGAAUUGUCUUCAAAAAUUAGAUUUUGAGAUAGUGAGCGUUAUACACAAUAUUAUUGUAUAAUGUUCGUGGCAAGAUUUUAAUUUGUUCAGUUAAAUUUAAUGUAUCAUUAAUUAAGAAUGUUGUUUAUGUUUGUAAUUUCUAUGAUUAAUUGUAAGCGUGAUAAAGAUUAAACUUCCUUUUAAU